UAUUCUAAAACCAAUCACCGGCUCGAUUUUUUUUUCAUCAUCACACGAAUUUAUUAAAUAAUAAUCGUAGCCAACAAAUAGUUGAUAGUUAUUUAGGAUGCCAUCAUAUAUUUUGUUUGAAAGUGCUUUGGGCUUUGCCAUCUUUGAAAAGAAGAAGGUCGAUGAAGUCGCCUACUCUAAAAUUGAAAAACAAGUUGGAGAAUAUAGUCGCUUCAAGGAUAUGGUCAAAUUCAUUGCUUUCCAACCAUUCGAUACACCAGAACACGGUUUGGAAAACAUGAACGCCAUCUCUGAAGGUAUUUUGACAGAGUUUUUACAAAACUUCUUGGAAGCUAAUUUGAAAGCUAAGAAUGACACCCAACUUGGUGUUUUGGAAAACAAAUUGGGAGGUGCUAUUCAAGAACACUUUGAAAAGAAGAUUACCUGUUUCACUGAUGAUUCCGUAUUGGGAUUGUGCCGUGGUAUUCGUAUGCAUAUUCAUAAAUUCAUUGAUAACUUGAAGAAGGGUGAUUUGGAAAAGGCUCAAUUAGGUUUAGGUCACGCUUACAGUAGAGCUAAGGUGAAAUUCAACGUUAACAAGUCCGAUAACAACAUUAUACAAUCUAUUUCUAUGCUCGAUCAAUUAGAUAAGGAUUUGAAUACAUUCACCAUGAGAUUGAAGGAAUGGUACGGAUGGCAUUUCCCAGAACUUGUUAAGAUUGUAAAGAAGAAUGAUGCCUAUGCUAAAUGUGCACUUGCCAUCAAGACUCGUUCCAGUCUUUCCAAGGAUAGUGAAAAGUAUGAUGAAUUGGUUCACCAACUUAAUGAUAUAACAAAGGAUGAAGAAGUCACUGAACAAGUUGUCAGAGCUGCUCGUUCUUCUAUGGGUCAAGAUGCUUCCGAAUUCGACAUGAUGAAUAUGGAAUUGUUUGCCAAGAAGGUUGUCGAUUUAACUGAAUACAGAGCUCAAUUGUUCGAAUAUUUGGAAACCAAGAUGCACGACGUUGCUCCAAACUUGACUUGUAUUUUGGGUGAAUCUGUUGGUGCUCGUUUGAUUUCUAAGGCUGGUAGCUUGAUGAACUUGUGUAAAUGUCCUGCUUCAACUGUCCAAAUUUUGGGUGCUGAAAAGGCUUUGUUUAGAGCUUUGAAGACCAGAGGUAAGACACCAAAGUAUGGUUUGCUCUAUCACUCUAGCUUUGUCUCAAAGGCUUCUAAGCAAAAUAAGGGUAAGAUUGCUAGAUACUUGUCAAACAAGUGUGCUAUGGCUGCUCGUAUUGAUGCUUUCCAAGAUUUCCCAACUUCUAAAUUCGGUGAAUUGUUGAGAGAUCAAAUUGCUGAAAGAUUAGAAUUCUACGAAAAGAAGGCUUCAUCUGGUAAUGCUAAGAUCACUGUCAAGCUCAAGAAGAAUAUUGAAUUGAUGAGAGAUGCUAUCAAGCAUGCCAAGAAGGACGAAAAGGAAGCUCCAAAGAAGGAAAAGAAGCCAGCUGAAAAGAGAAAGAGAGAUGCUGUCGAAACUCCUGUUGAAGAAGAAAAGAAAUCCAAGAAGGAAAAGAAGGACAAGAAGAAGGACAAGAAGGAUAAGAAAGAAAAGAAGUCCAAGAAGGAAGAAGAAGUCAUGGAAGAUGAAAAGCCAGCCGAAGAAGAAAAGAAGUCCAAGAAGGAAAAGAAGGAUAAGAAGAAGUCCAAGAAGGAAGAAGAAGUAGAAGAACCUGUUGCUGAAGAAUCCAAGAAGGAUAAGAAGAAGAAGGACAAGAAGGAAAAGAAGGAAAAGAAGGAAGAAUCGGUAAAGGAAGAAAAAGAAGAAAAGAAAGAAAAGAAGGAAAAGAAAGAUAAGAAAAAAGAUAAGAAAAAGCAUUAAUUCUACCCAAAACUCAAAAACCCUAUAAAUAUAUAUUUCUAAAUU
Messenger RNA from Naegleria gruberi, 1882 nucleotides. RefSeq names its product nucleolar protein 5A. The record is from RefSeq and is a predicted model, not a curated record. NCBI's taxonomy places the organism in Eukaryota, Heterolobosea, Eutetramitea, Acrasida, Naegleriidae. Gene Ontology annotation, cellular component: small-subunit processome; box C/D methylation guide snoRNP complex. Gene Ontology annotation, molecular function: snoRNA binding. The coding region runs from base 98 to 1837 and encodes 579 amino acids. The transcript has a single exon.